This is a messenger RNA of Amyelois transitella, 1823 nucleotides long. RefSeq names its product transcription factor Ouib. NCBI's taxonomy places the organism in Eukaryota, Metazoa, Arthropoda, Insecta, Lepidoptera, Pyralidae. The record is from RefSeq and is a predicted model, not a curated record. Gene Ontology annotation, cellular component: nucleus. The transcript is spliced from 6 exons. The coding region runs from base 142 to 1344 and encodes 400 amino acids. Gene Ontology annotation, molecular function: zinc ion binding.
GUGUUUUUAUGUUUUGUUGCAGUAUGAUAAUUCAAUUGUAUUUUCAACUUAUUUAAAUUCUAUUAAAAGAAUUUCCAGCAUCAUUUAUUUACACUAUAAAUUAAGAGGAAGUGGCAUAGUUAUUAUUGCUAUAUUAUAAAAAUGCUAGCCGUUUUAUUAUUGAAUCGAAUGAGUAUGAAAAGGCGUAGUUCUAAAAGGCAAAAUGCAUUUAAAAUUGAGACUACAGUUGACAAAAAGCCUGGCGUACAGGAUUUGUGCAGGACCUGCCUCAGUACGCAAGAUUUGGUGUCUUUAUUUUUCAAUAAGGAAACCGAAAAAAAGAGGUCUGAAGACUUGAAACUUGUCACCGGUUUGGAGAUCAAAAUGGACGAUGAAUUAUCACAGAAAAUAUGCGUCAAAUGCGUUGAAGCCAUAAACAGCGCAUUAACCUUUAGAAGGACGAGUCGGAAAGCCGAAAAAGCUCUGUUGUCUAUGGCACCCGUACCAAAAACAAAGAAAAAACACGAGGGCAAGUGCAAAAAGAGAGUUGCCAAGAAGAAAAAUAAAAAAUGUACUGAAAAUGCGGAUUUGGAUUUUAAAAAUGAAAACGAUUUCGUUAAUGAUGAUGAUAAUAAUGACGGAUUCAAUAAUGACGAUUAUGUUAAUGAUGUAAAUGACGAUUUUGUUAAUGAAGUACUCGGUGAUGGUGUGAGGUCCGACAGUUUGAAUGACGAUACUCUAGAGGAGGCAGUUACGACAAGAAAACGAGUACACAUUCCGAAUGCGUCUUCCUACAAAUGUCCUACUUGUAAUAAGGAGUUUCGUAUGAAAACCACUUACAAGGCACAUUUGAGAUUCCACACAAAUUAUUGCGUUUGUGAGUCGUGCGGUAAACGCUGCAGAAACAACAAUCAGCUGCAGGAGCAUAAACGGGCCCGACACGGUCUUGGCAGGAUACACAAGUGCGCUUACUGUGAAUACAGCUCGGCGACUAAGGAGGCUUUGGUGAUACAUGAGCGGCGUCACACCGGCGAGCGGCCGUACGUCUGCGAUCAUUGCGGCGCGACCUUCCAUCGGCGCUCCAAUCUGGUGCAGCAUAUAGCCAUACACCUGCCCGAGAAGAACUUCCAGUGUGAACAUUGCGACAAACGCGAAUAUUCGCAGAAACGUCUCAACCUGCACAUCUAUUGCCGUCACAAGAUAACCAACUACAGAUUCAUGUGUCCAAUGUGCGCCGGAGUCUUCACCAGGCCGAGGAAUGUGAGGAAGCACCUGACGAGGAUCCAUGGCGUCGCCAGGCCGGAUCAGGGCCGGAUUGAGAAGAUAGAGAAGAUGAUGGUGCCGCUGGCGUCUUAUGCUUGUUAGGGAAUUAAAUUUUUAUUAAAAAAUAAAAAAAAGUUGUAUUGUGCAUUUUUAUUUGUUUAACGGGCCAUUUAGCAUACAUGCAUAGUCACGUACUUUAUUUGCUAGCGGGCCAUUUAGCAUACAUGCAUAGUUACGUAAAGACGUGACUAUGCAUGCUAAAAGGGAUAAAGAUCCCUUGCGGACAGAGUCGACAGUCUUGAAGAGACUGGUUGGCCAGGUUCAGCUGUUUGGCUUAAUGUUAGAAUUGAGAUUCAAAUAGUGACAGGUUGCUAGCCCAUCGCUUAAAAGGAAAAUUCCAAUUGUAUAAACCUAUCCCUGGAUCUGGCACCUAACAAUUAAAUAAAAAGGAAUAGGUCAGAAAUCAUAUGCAAUUAUUUUAGCCAAUCAACUGAUUUUUGAAAUAAAUUAUACAUAUGUAAAUUUUUUGGUAUGGACACAAUAGCAAUUUUUGUACCUACGUACUAAGUACUACAUCAAUU